AUGAAAGGUGAUGGCAGACUAGAAGUUAGGACAUUCCAGCAGAAGCACAAGUGUGGGUUUUCAUAUCAUAACAAGAGUGUGAAAUUUGGAUGGAUUGGCAGAAAAUAUGUUAACACAUUUAGGGAGAAUCCCAAGCUGGAUAAUGCUAGCUUCAAAAACCUGGUAAUGAAAGAGAACAAGUGCUAUUUGAGUAGACAUCAAGACUAUAGAGCUAGAAAAAUUGGCAGGGAGUUGGCCCAAGGUAGUGAUGUGGACCAGUACAAUAAGUUGCCCAAGUAUAUCAAUGAAAUCUUGAGAAGUAACCCAGGUAGUACUGUAGUAAUGAAGGUGGCAGAAGACUACUGUGAUUCAGUCACCAAACAAGGGAAAUUUCAAAGAUUGUACAUGUGCUUUGCUGGGGUGAAAAAAAGAUUUUUAGAUACUUGCAGGCCUGUGUUUGGGUUAGAUGAAACUUUUCUCAAAGAUGCGGCUGGUGGAGUAUUACUGACAGCAGUUGGAGUUGAUCCAAAUAAUGGUUUGUAUCCAAUUGCUUAUGUAGCAACUGAGGGAGAAACUAAGGAUUCCUGGAUUUGGUUUCUUACUUUACUUAAGAAGGAUCUAAAAAUUGAAAAUGACUAUGAAUGGACCAUAAUAAGUGACAAGCAGAAGGGCAUAAUUCAGGCAUGUGAUUCAGUUUUUCCAGGGGCUGGUCAUAGAUUUUGUAUGAAGCAUAUGCAUAGCAAUAUGGUAGCUGCUGGAUUCAAAGGGACAGCCAUGAGGCAAGCCUUAUGGAAAGCAGUUAAGGCAACUACUCAUGCACAAUUCAUAAGAAGAAUGGAAGCCAUAGAAGAACUGGAUGUUGAUGCAAUUAAGUGGUUAGAGGACAAGAAUCCAGCAGAGUGGAGAAGGGUCCAUUGUUGUCAUGAUGGAGGCAUUGCGCAUGUUGUCAUGCAAAGAAUGCAAGAAAAUGGAGAUAUAGCUAGGGAAAAGUGGAGCAAAUUUGGUUUCUGUCCAAAAAUUAGAAAAAUGAUGAAGGUCAAUAUUGACAAGGCAACUUACUAUGUGCCUUACAAAUCAAAUGAUGUCAGUUUUGAAGUUGCUGAUCCUUAUGCUGAAAAGUGGGCAGUCAACAUUAAGGAUAGGACUUGCUCAUGUAGGAAAUGGGAUUUGACAGGGAUACCAUGUGCUCAUGCAAUUUCAGCUUUGUGA
Coffea arabica (coffee) is the source of this 1188-nucleotide messenger RNA. RefSeq lists its product as uncharacterized. NCBI's taxonomy places the organism in Eukaryota, Viridiplantae, Streptophyta, Magnoliopsida, Gentianales, Rubiaceae. Gene Ontology annotation, biological process: DNA transposition. The record is from RefSeq and is a predicted model, not a curated record. Gene Ontology annotation, molecular function: transposase activity; DNA binding; zinc ion binding.